AUGUUUGUGAGCUGUGGCAAUCAGUUGGGUCAAAAAGCUGACAAUGAGUGGAGGUUUUCACAUCUGAAGCUGGAAUUUAAAAGGAAGCCUAUUAAUUUUAUUUUUUUUGCAGUAAUAUGGUUUUUUAUCUGUCUGAUAUGUGGAGUGUUGGAAUCAAGAACUGAUGACUUAGAGGGUUCCGGAGCUACUGAAAGUUAUCCAGAAACGACAACAGCCGAUGAGGAAUAUGGACUAAUCAUGGGCAAUCUCAGUCUUUGCGGCAAUGUGGCGGAUAAUGUGUUUCUGCCCUUUGUGGGGGACUGCAACAAGUACUACCUCUGUCGUUCUGGCCAAGCCAUAGAACUGCAGUGCGAAUGGCCGUACCAAUUUAAUGCCAAUACCCAAAGUUGUGUAAAUUUCGGGCAGGCUGAAUGUUUGCCUACCUGCAAGGCCUAUACUUUCAGUACCUUUAGUUAUCAGAGAACCUGUACCAAGUAUGUCCUCUGCUACUACGGACAUCCUGUUUUAAGGGAAUGCCAGGAUGGCCUCCAAUACAACUCUCAAACAGAUCGCUGUGAUUUUGCCCAGAACGUGGACUGCGUGGAAUCCGAGUGUUCCAUUUACUAUAAUGCCUAUCACCUACGUUAUGUGCCCAGUAAAGUCUCUUGCGAGAAGUAUUUUCUCUGCGGCAACGGAGUCCCCAGGGAGCAGACCUGUACUCCUGGUCUAUAUUUCAGUACCAAGUGUGAUUGUUGCGAUAUUCCCUCGAAAUCGGAUUGUCAGAGGAAGGUACGGCAGACCUCCCGUCUUUCACCCAGAACCACUGAAGGAAUUUGUCCCCCCUCCGGCGUCCACUUCUAUGUCCACGACUCUCGCCAAGAUGCCUAUUACUAUUGUGUGGAUGGACAUGGUCUGGUUUUGGAAUGUACGCCUGGCCUUUGCAAUACCUUUACCAUAUUAUUAAAGAAAACCAUAAGAAGGCAUAAGUUGACAGUAGUGGAUCUUUAUUUCAAGGAUUUAAGCGCCCACGAACUGUGGUUCCCGGCAUUCCCCACUCUUGGCAUCAAAGACCAGACCAGGUGUGCAGUCCAAGGUGACUCCCUGGCCAUUAAGGCAGUAAUAAUAGGCAUCCUGGCGUCUCUGGUGGGCAAUAAAAUGGGCGCCCUCCGAAGGACACUUGAUGUCGGCACUACGAGGAGGAGCUCGGGCAAAGGGCAGAAUAUUCCUCUGCAAGAUGAAGUACUUGUCGCAGCGAGCCUUGCUGGCUAUGAAAACGAUAGCAUUCGGGUUGUUCUCCCGGAUGCACAUGUUGUCCACACAGUCCACAUACUGGGGAAAGUCACAGCGAUCGGUCUGGCCAUUGUACUGCAGUCUAUUGGAGCACUGGCGGAUCACGGGAGUGCCAUCGAAGCAGAGGACGUACUUGGUGCAGUGAAGUGGCUUAUAAAUGGUGGUCUUCUGUUGGUCCUGUUGAUGGUUCUUGGGAGUUGGGCCGACGAAGAUCUUGUGGUGGCCCCUGGUCCAGAAGGUGAUCCUGAAGAUGAUGAAGUGGUCGAGGAGGAGGCUGAAUAUGACAUGUAUAACAACACCCAGAUUAACGUUUGCAACAACGUGGCAGAUGGAGUUUUCCUGCCCUAUGUGGGAAAUUGCUCUAUGUAUAUUGAGUGUGAAAAUAACACCAUAAAGGAAAUGGGCAGCUGUUUGGACUUGGAGGGUGCUUCAAAAAUGUGUGAUAAUCCUCCUUGUGAUCUUGCCUACGACCCGGUCCUCCAGUUGUGCACCUACGCAGAUGUAGUCCAGUGCCUGCCCUCCUGCGAAUCUUUCCAAUUGAGCAGCUUCUGCUACGACAACACCUGUACGAAAUACGUGCUCUGCUACUACGGAAAACCCGUUCUACGGCAAUGCCAGGAUGGACUCCAGUACAACAACAGGACGGAUCGCUGUGACUUCCCCGAGUACGUGGACUGUGUGGCUAACGACUGCUCGGCCACAUUCCAGCCGGAGAACAUCAUCUACCUGGCCAGCAAGGCCUCCUGCACCAAGUACUUCGUCUGCUCCGAUGGCUAUCCAUGGGAACAGGAGUGCGCCCCUGGCUUGGCCUACAAUCCGACCUUGAGACUUUGCGACUUUGCUAAGAAUGUUAAUUGCUCGAUUGAUGCUGCGGCUAGGAAUAUUAUGCCCUAUUCCCGAUCUCCAUUGCGCCGUGCCGACAUCAAGUGUCCCAAUGUAGGAGUUUAUUUUUAUCCGCACAAGUUCCGCCGCGAUGCAUACUAUUAUUGCGUCGAUGGCAAUGGAGUCACACUGGACUGUACUCCGGGUCUUCAGUACGAUCCCAAUGUGGAGGAGUGCCGCAGACCGGAAUACGUUGGUGCCUAA
Molecule: messenger RNA, 2355 nt
Organism: Drosophila suzukii
Lineage: Eukaryota; Metazoa; Arthropoda; Insecta; Diptera; Drosophilidae
Source: RefSeq, a predicted model, not a curated record